CCUAUAAAGGUUUGGUCCAGAAAGACUUCCCUUGCGAGGAGGAUGCACAAGAUGCUCUCUAUCUAUUGCUACAUAGCAAAGUCAAUUAGUCUCUCUAAUUUUCCAUACAGCACACAAUCUUGGUGGAAAAGAGAGCAAAGAUCAUUUCUAAAUUCUAAUUAGCCUAUGACUGUGACAUUGCCAUCAAGACUGCAAAUCUUGACAAAACAAAAGAGAUCAUCUCUUUUUCUGUCUAACACUAGUGACACACUUUUCUUCUCUUAUUCUUAUGGCUUUGGGAGCAACGGCUGGCUCUUUAAGAAUUCCCCAAACCCAUUAUUUUCUUACAUGGCUUUGGUGUCUUCAUUCCUUGUUUCAAUUCCCUCUAUUCUAUUAGCAUUUUCUUGUCUUUCUUGUGUGUCCAGGAAGAGAUAAAAGGGGUGAGAAAGACAAGGGGAUCAGGGAUAAGAUGGAGGAAGGGAAUCAGUGGCCGGCAGAAGAUCAGAAACACCAUAGUUGGGGAGUAAUGUCACCGGAAAUUGUGGAGGUGGGAGAAGAUAGCAAGAGCAUAAUAAGCAGCAGGGAUGGUGGGUUCACUGAUGUGUAUAUAGCUGUUGGGAAAGAUGACAUGGAUGUGGUGAAAUGGGCUGUAGAUCAUGCUGUCUCUCCGGGAGCUCGGAUUUUCCUGGUUCAUGUAUUCCCUCCCAUCACUUCCAUCCCUACCCCUGUUGGGAGGCUUUCAAGAAGCCAGUUGAGCCAAGAACAGGUGCAAUUCUACAUCAGAGAAGAGAACAACCGAAGGAGGAACCUCCUGCAGAAAUACAUUUGCCUGUGCAACGAUGCGAAGGUGACAGUGGACACAAUGCUAGUGGAGAGCAAUUCAACGGCCAAAGCAAUUCUUGAACUUAUUCCUGUCCUUAACAUUACAAACCUUGUAAUGGGAACCAAACGGCCGCCCUCCUCAAGGAGGCUGAUGAAGGGAAAGGGAAUAGGCAAGGGAGAGUUCGUGCAGAAGAAUGCCCCAGAGUUUUGUGAAGUCACCAUUGUUUGUGAUGGCAAGAAGCUUGUGGAAAAACUGGAGAAUGGCGAGCAGCUGGUUCCUUCAGCUUCACCCAGACACCGAAGGCCAGACAGUACUGCUCGGCCCCAAUCUGAAAGGAACUUCUUUGACUGCAUAUGCUUCUCAGCCAAAUCCGAUUAAACAGAGGAAAAGCAAUAAACAAAUGCUUCGCUUACUGUGGCAUUUCAUCGAACAUGUAGAAGACAGUCAAAAAUCAAAAAAUAGGCAAUCAUAGGAUCAAGAACGGAUUUCCAUUGGGGACAUGAUCCAAGAGCAAUGCUAUUCAAGCCAUAAUUGAAGCAAAAGGUACCCAGAAAGUUUAAUUUUGGUGUCAAAUCAUUCUUUUCUUUGCUGUUUCUCAUUCUCCCCUGAUGGAUGAGCCCUAAUCAAUGUAGUGUAUAAGGAAUGGUUUUGAGAGUUGAAGGGCAUUUAUGUACUACUAUUAGUAUGAGAAUUAAGCUUCUUCUUGCUGCUC
Molecule: messenger RNA, 1514 nt
Organism: Diospyros lotus (date-plum)
Lineage: Eukaryota; Viridiplantae; Streptophyta; Magnoliopsida; Ericales; Ebenaceae
Product: U-box domain-containing protein 52-like
Exons: 4
Coding region: 449-1180 (243 amino acids)
Source: RefSeq, a predicted model, not a curated record